This is a messenger RNA of Diaporthe amygdali, 348 nucleotides long. RefSeq lists its product as uncharacterized. The record is from RefSeq and is a predicted model, not a curated record. NCBI's taxonomy places the organism in Eukaryota, Fungi, Ascomycota, Sordariomycetes, Diaporthales, Diaporthaceae. The coding region runs from base 1 to 348 and encodes 115 amino acids. The transcript has 2 exons.
AUGCCUAACGGACCCGGCGCCGCCUCCAUCUCGACCAUCGAGAGCAUCAUCAAGCCCGCCGAGGCCACUGGCGGCAGCGGCAAGACCAAGUGCAUCGAGUGCGACGGCUACGAGUGCUGCUGCAUCCCAAUUCCCUGUGUUGUCAUCACCCAUCUCCUGCUUGCUUACCCUUGCCACUCACAAUCCUGGUCCAUCCACAAGUCAGCCGUCGAUGUGGAGGAAUUUGCCUGCGGGACCCUCAAGGGCGUUCCUGAUCUGCCCUAUCUAGGCACAGCGGCUUCACCUCCCCACCACGACAGGACGAAUAUCAAGACCGCGGUCCACGAUGCCUUCUCACAUAAUAUGUAA